Molecule: messenger RNA, 2478 nt
Organism: Zea mays
Lineage: Eukaryota; Viridiplantae; Streptophyta; Magnoliopsida; Poales; Poaceae
Exons: 6
Coding region: 500-2104 (534 amino acids)
Source: RefSeq, a predicted model, not a curated record
AGCUCACCGUUUUUAAAACCAAUUAAACAAAAGGUCAAACGGCUAACCUGCCGAAGGAAUCUCCCAAUUUCUUAGGACUUCGAUCUCGUGCAACUUUUUUUACUUCACGCUGUUCUUGUUUAUAGUCCACUUGUACCUGAUGUCUGCAGCUAACCCCAUUCAUGUCUCGAUGCCCAGUGGUGUGUUUUUGGAAGCCAUUGGGCACCAUUCGCCUGCCAAAAAUUUUUCUUGACAUUUUUCUCCAUUUCUUUUGCCAGUUUAUCCCAAGUUCAGAUUGUAACAAAAGGUUCGAGCAAACUUUUGAUCUGAUUGAUACCUUCAGGAGCGUGCGUAGAAUCCAAGAAACCCCAAAUCUGUGCCUGGAGCAUCGAGCAUCCAUUAUCCGGAUCAUGGAGAGGUUCGGUAAAGCCCAGUGAAGAAAUCCGAGCUCUGUUGCAGUCUCCUAGCGGGCUGCGGGCCAUAGGAGAUCUCGCGCGCGACAGCACAAGCGACCACGGAAAUGUCGCCGCAGCCGGCCCCCGACCUCGCCGAGGACAAGGAGAGGGACACCAAUGUCUUCAUCGAGGAGGCCCCGGGAUCGCCAGCUAAGGUGGCCGAGGGCGACGGCCAUGGCCACGGCAGCCCCCCAACGUCGCCGGUGGCGUGGUUCCGGAUGCUGGCCAGGGAACUGCACUGGAGCUUCGUCUUCGGCGUGGUGGCCACGUACGGCAUCAGCCAGGGCCUCGGUGGCGGCAUCUCGCGCGUCGCGUCCGACUACUACUGGAAGGACGUGCAGCGGGUGCAGCCGUCGGUGGCGCAGGUGUACCAGGGCGUCACGUCCAUCCCCUGGAUGGUCAAGCCGCUCUGGGGCCUGCUCACCGACGUGCUCCCCGUUGCCGGAUACCGCCGCCGGCCCUACUUUAUUCUUGCAGGCUUCAUCGGAGUGAUUGCAAUGCUUAUACUCGCUCUCCACAGCAAGCUUCAUGCAUUGUUCGCUUUGUUGGCAUUGAUGACCGGAAGCGCUAGCGUGGCGAUAGCUGAUGUUACUAUAGAUGCUUGCGUGGCAGAAAACAGUAUAGUGUACCCUCAUCUUGCUGCUGAUAUGAUAAGCUUAAAUGGAUUCUGUUCAUCUGUUGGAGGUCUUAUCGGAUUCUCAAUAAGUGGUUUUCUUGUUCAUGCAAUAGGGGCUCAAGGUGCCCUUGGCCUGUUAACCAUACCCUCUGCCUUGGUAAUUUUAUCCGGAACUCUGCUAAAGGAGGUUCAUAUCCCCAACUUUCCAUACGAGCAGGCCCAUAAGAAGUUCGUAGAAGCAAGUGGGAAAAUGUUAACAGCUUUGAAAUGUCCUGAAGUAUGGCGACCAUGUGUUUACAUGUACAUAUCACUUGCGUUGAGUGUCGACAUCCAAGAAGGAAUGUUCUUCUGGUACACGGACCAAAGCGCAGGGUUAUCUUUUCAUGAGGGAUUUAUUGGCUUCAUGUUCGCUAUUGGAUCAGUUGGUUCUCUUGUGGGUGUUAUACUUUAUCAGAAUAUUCUUAAGGACCAUUCCUUUCGAAGCCUUCUUUUUUCAAGCCAGCUGUUGCUAAGCUUGGCAGGAAUGCUUGAUCUGAUCUUGGUGCUUCGACUAAAUCUUAAGAUGGGGAUACCAGAUUACUACUUUGCGGUGAUCGAUGAGGGGGUCUCCAAAAUGAUCAACCGUAUCAAAUGGAUGCCUCUUCUAGUGCUUAGCUCAAAGCUUUGCCCCACUGGCAUUGAAGGCACAUUCUACGCAUUGCUCAUGUCCAUCGACAACAUUGGCUCGUUAACUGGAUCAUGGGUUGGUGGAUUGCUCCUUCAUUUGUUGAGAAUCACAAGAACAGAAUUCAAGAACCUCUGGGCCGCAAUCUUGAUUCGGAAUAUGAUGAGGCUGCUACCACUGGCGCUGCUGUUCUUGGUGCCAAGAAGUGAUCCGAAUUCCACUCUUCUUCCAUCCGAUUUGCUGAAUGAGGGAGAUGAUGAUGAAGCUCAGCGAGUAGAGAAUGUCGAGUUAACUUCUCUCCCUGCAAACAGAAAUUCUUGCGAUGGUAAAUCUCUCCAUGACGGAGAACGGGAUGACGAUGAAGCUUCACUUCUUGCCAACAGGAGUUGAUACUGGAUUGAAUAUGGAGAUUUUUCUUUUGUACACGAGCAAAUAGAUAAAAUUUAGAAAAAUCUUUGACAUUUGUUUACUAUAGAUACUCAUUUAGAUGUUCACGUUGUUAAAUUCAUUGAAUUUGCAGCAGGGUAGCGAAGGCUUGAGAGAAGAUACUGGGGAUGCUUUGAGCUGGAUUUCCCAUAUACCAAAACUAUAAUGGAUCAAACUUUACUAAGUGUGAAUCUUGACUUUUCUUAUGAAGUUCACACAUGCUGCUAUGUUACAGUUGUCAGAGUCGUUGACUAAUUGAAAGAUUAGUCAACGUCCGGUCAGGCAUUGUAAACACUAUAAAAGAAAGUUUCAAAGUAUUGAAGCACAUUGUUUUUUCU